AUAGCUUCUGCACAUCUGGGGUGAUGCUGUUGCGUGAAAACGUCUACGCGGAGCUUCGACUAAACCUUCACGACGAUGCCUACAAGCUUUGAGGAUGGGUCAGCAUCUCAUGAUCACAAGAGACUUCACUACUUAUUCCUUGAAGGAUGUACUUCAUGACACCUCUGAUGUUUGGUCAUGGUGGUGAAGCAAAAGCGCAGGAGUUGGCUGGAGAGAUGGCUUCGGAAAGGCACGCUCGGCUUGGCACCGUCACAUGUCAAGUCGUCACCUUAGCACGGCCAGCUUCAGAGCCUCCAUCAUCCUUUAAUCACGAACACAACCAUGUGAAAUGGCCGACUGGAGCACGCGCUACCUCGCGGCUCUCGAUGCCCGCGACAAACGCGAAUCUAGACACAAAUUAUACAUCAACGCCUAUUCUCGUCUCGCUGACCGCAAGAGCGUCGCUCCUCCCUCUUCCUCGCCCGGUGCCAUCUCCUUCGCGACCGAUCAACCCAUCACCGACGAACUCACCCGCCUCCGUCAAGACCUGACAACUACUCAAGCCGCCCGCUCAUCCCUCGCAACCCAACUCCACACCCUCCAAACCACAACAACAACUCUCACAACCUCCAACACGACAUUAACACAACAACUCACCGCCACUCACCGCCAACUUGCAUCUCUAGAACGCAAACUCAAAGAUAGGGAUGAAGAGUUGCGGGAAAAGAAGAAACUUGUCGAAGAAGUGCAGGAUGAAAUUCUGGCCUUGACGGUAGAGUUGAAUGCUGUGGGAAGGGAAAAGGAAAAGCUGAAAGGUGAGAAUGGAGAGUUGGUGAGGAGGUGGAUGGAGAGAAUGGGGAGGGAAGUCGACAAGGCGAAUAGGGAGGGUGGAUGGGAGUGAGGCGGGUAACCGCCCUCAGACUUUCGUGUUCGGAUACGCUUGGAAUGGCUGCAAUCCUGCACGACUCAGACUUAAGAAGGGAGAGAUACAGCACUCCAGGGUCGCACAAUCAAGCUCAUCUCCUUGCGAGCUUCUCCUGGACAAAGCCCUGGAAAUGCGAAAUGCAAUGGCAAAAGCACCCUCUGAACAAGACGCUAGA
Messenger RNA from Aureobasidium subglaciale EXF-2481, 1079 nucleotides. RefSeq lists its product as uncharacterized. The transcript is spliced from 2 exons. Bases 329 to 880 code for a protein of 183 amino acids. The record is from RefSeq and is a predicted model, not a curated record. NCBI's taxonomy places the organism in Eukaryota, Fungi, Ascomycota, Dothideomycetes, Dothideales, Saccotheciaceae.